AUGACCGGUUCGUUUUCUACACAUUUACCUCUCAUUAACUAAUGAAAAAAAUACUGAGGCUCCAAAAACGAUAUGAAAUAUUUUUGCAGGUCACUGGAGCUACUACGAAGAUGACGGAUGCGGUAAGUCUAUGAGGAGUUUUUAUUUAACGAAUCUCAUGAUCAAUGUCAAAAAGAGAGUUGGCUAUUGUCAAAACUAUUUUGAGACGAAAUUUUGCCUCGACGCACAUUGCACAAACCAAUCCAUCUUCUUGUUGGCUCCACCAAAUUUUUUGAGAAAACGAAAAAUUCCUCCCAAUACGUCUUGAGCUCUCGAAGAGACAUGAAAAAAAUUUUGUGAAAACAGCUUUCCCCAUUUCAUUAAUAAAAACCCCUCCUAUUACCGUAUCCUUGGGACAUCAAGAGGCAAUGUUUUUUUUUUUCAGAAAGAUUUAACUCAUAAAAAAAGAUCUCAAAUUUAGAGAUUUUUUUGAUUUAUCAGAAAUAUUUUUAUGGGUUUUGAAGGACCUACUCAAUGGCCAAACGGAUUAAGACAAUCGCCAGUGAACAUUGACCUGAGCAAUGUGGUGUUCCAUGAAACCAACGACGGCAUUAAGUUUGUAAACUACGAUCAUGUUCUUCGCGGAGAACUCGUUAACAACGGACAUUCUGGUAGAUAUCGAGUCAAUGAACAUUUUAUGGAAUAUUUUGUGUAGUUCAACUGAAACCGGAACUGUACGGCGAAGCUCCGGAGAUUUAUGGUGGCGGUUUGGACCAAGUUUACCGUCUAGUGCAAUAUCAUUUCCAUUGGGGUUCAAACUGCUGCGAAGGUGAUGGGAAAAGGAAAUUUAGAAUAAUGAGGUGAAAACAGGGUCUGAACACCUGAUUGACGGAAAGAGCUAUCCGGCGGAACUUCAUUUGGUUCACCAGGGGACUGAAGAUCCGAAUAUGCUCGCCGUCAUUGGCGUUUUCCUAGAAAUCGGCGACGAUGGUUCUGCUCUUGCUCAAGAGGAGCAAGUUCUUUCGAGGCUUCAAUAUAACAGUUUUCCAGCUUUUUUUUCAAGAAAAGUGAAAAUAUCUUGCAGAUUCUUCCGCCUACGUCGAAAACAUCGUGCUUGCUGAUAAACUACCAAUUAAUCGUAAUUCUUUCUUCAGGUAUUCAGUUUCAAAAUAUUUUUCAAAAAUAUAACUAGUGAGAUUUGACUUUAGGUACUCCGGCUCCUUGACGACUCCGCCAUGCUCGGAGGUCGUUACAUGGACGGUCUUCCCUCAACCAAUCCAAGUCACCGAGGAACAGGUUUACUUCAUCUUUUCUCAGUAUCUUCAGCAUCCAACAUUCAGCUUGACCUUUUCCGGAACGUGGAAGACCCUUACCGUCGUCCAAUUGUGAGAAACUUCCGCCCUGUCCAAGAGCUCUACGAUCGCGAAAUCACACAAUAUGAAAUUGUCUAG
Caenorhabditis auriculariae is the source of this 1430-nucleotide messenger RNA. NCBI's taxonomy places the organism in Eukaryota, Metazoa, Nematoda, Chromadorea, Rhabditida, Rhabditidae. The record is from the annotation of a GenBank genome assembly.